Messenger RNA from Plasmopara halstedii, 1587 nucleotides. Its product is annotated as 26s proteasome non-atpase regulatory subunit 3. Bases 1 to 1587 code for a protein of 528 amino acids. Gene Ontology annotation, biological process: ubiquitin-dependent protein catabolic process; regulation of protein catabolic process. The record is from RefSeq and is a predicted model, not a curated record. Gene Ontology annotation, cellular component: proteasome complex; proteasome regulatory particle, lid subcomplex. The transcript has 4 exons. Gene Ontology annotation, molecular function: enzyme regulator activity. NCBI's taxonomy places the organism in Eukaryota, Oomycota, Peronosporomycetes, Peronosporales, Peronosporaceae.
AUGAGUGCGCAGUCCACGUUCUCCCAGACACCUUCAUAUAAGGCGCAUUCGUCCCACGCAAAAGUGGUGGCCUUCGAAGAAGCACUCGUUUAUGAAGAAUUGAAGCGAACGAUUUUAUUGCUCGAAACAGUGGUGAAAACCAAUGCCAAUGAAAAAAUUCCACGCAUUUUGCGCACUACAAGCAAGCUUCGUAAAACGUUGUCGAUGACGCAGCUGCAGCGAGCCGUGGAGCAGCUGCUGCCUCCACAAAACGUUUCCAAGCCCGUACUGCUAGCGCUGCUAGCCAGGAUUGAAUCCAAGGUUCAAGUUUAUACCAGUAAAUCUUGUAUCACCAGUAAGGACGAAAACGUGGAGAUGAUGGAUGCAUCACCGGCGAUAGACGCAUCACCGGAGAUAGACGCAUCACCGGAGAUGGACGCUGUUCCUGCGUUAUCCACCGUAUUGCUGCCUGUCGUAGAUCUCAUUGAAGUGGAAAUUUACUUACAUCUGUUCGUGCUGGCGGCCUUGAUCAAAUUUAAGCUUGCUGAUGAAGCUCUCGAUUUAGUGGACAAGUUGGUGGUUCGCUGCCAGCAAUUUAAUCGCCGUACAUUGGACCUAUUUCAGGCGAAAGUAUUCACUUACUACUCCAACAUUCACGAGUAUUUUGGACACGACCUUCCUGCUAUCCGUGACACGUUGCUAAGUGCUCACCGCACGUCAUGCCUGCGUUAUGAUGAGGCUGGACAAGCCACAUUAAUCAAUCUACUUUUGCGUAAUUUCUUGAUGGGAAAUAUGUACGAACAAGCAUACAAGUUUGUAAGCAAGACGACAUUCCCAGAAUCCGUAUCAAACAACCAGUUUGUGCGUUAUCUGUACUACGUGGGCAAAAUUCAGGCCGUGCAGCUCGAAUACACAGAAUCGUACACCAAGCUGAUGCAAUCUAUUCGCAAAGCCCCCGCCAACACUGCAUAUGGCUUUCGACGUACGGUGUACAAACUUGCGAUUAUCGUGCAGCUUCUCAUGGGCGAAGUGCCUGAGCGUAACGUGUUCAACCAGGAUGAAUUUAGUAAGGCACUUGCCCCAUACCUGCAACUUACGAACGCUGUUCGUGUUGGAAAUUUGGAGGACUUUAAUAAUGUAUUAUCGCAACAUGAGGCGGCAUUCAAAUCUGACAACACAUACACACUCAUCCUUCGUUUGCGCCACAAUGUUAUUAAGACGGGUCUGCGCAAAAUAAGCACCUCGUACUCGCGGAUUUUAUUCAGCGAUAUUUGCGGCAAGCUUGCGCUUGAGGAUGCUCAGAACGCUGAAUUUGUGUGUGCCAAGGCUAUUCGGGACGGCGUGAUCGAUGGCGUGAUUGACCAUGAAAACGGCUGGCUGAAGCUAAAAGAGACCAUUAAUUUGUACACCACCAACGAUCCACAAACGGCGUUUCAAAGACGUAUCACCUUUUGCCUUGAUGUGCACAACGAAGCUGUGAAAGCCAUGCGAUACCCACCUGAUGCCUAUAAAAAAGACCUCGAGAGCGCUGAGGAGCGACUUGAGCGUGAAAAGCAGGAGGAAGAGCUUGCUAAGGAAAUUGAAGACGAGAUGGACGAAGGGCUAUGA